Molecule: messenger RNA, 2031 nt
Organism: Eurytemora carolleeae
Lineage: Eukaryota; Metazoa; Arthropoda; Copepoda; Calanoida; Temoridae
Product: alpha-1A adrenergic receptor
Exons: 13
Coding region: 483-1772 (429 amino acids)
Biological process (GO): neuropeptide signaling pathway
Cellular component (GO): membrane; neuron projection
Molecular function (GO): G protein-coupled peptide receptor activity; neuropeptide binding
Source: RefSeq, a predicted model, not a curated record
ACUUUUUCAUUUGUUAAAUAGAUCAUUGGAAUGAUGCCAUGCAUGAAUCAAUAUCUCCAAUAAAAUAUCAAAAAUACGUUUUUUCUUCAGAAUUAGUGGAAAUAAAAAAAAUGUUGAUUUGAUGAAACCCCAUGCAUUAACAGUGAUGGACGAAAAAGUUCGGUAAUGAACGAAAAAGAAAAGAAUGUAAUCGAUUAAAAUUGAGUUAUAGAAAUGAACUAAAGCCAGUAAUGGAAGCAAAUGAGCAGUAACGGACGACCAGUAGUAAUGAAAGAAAAUGAGCAGUAAUGGAGGAAACCAGUAGUAAUGGAAGCAAAUGAGCAAAAAUGGACGAAACCAGUGGUAAUAGAAGAAAAUGAGCAGUAAUGGAGAAAACCAGUAGUAAUGGAAGAAAAUGAGCAGUAAUGGACGAAACCAGUGGUAAUGGAAGAAAAUGAGCAGUAAUGGAGGAAACCAGUAGUAAUGAAAAAAAAUGAGAAGUAAUGGACGAAAUCACCGUAGAUAAGUUUUCUUCCACAAGAAAUGUAACUGUACUACACUGUACAGUGGAAAACCAAGGAGCUGUUCCAGAUUUAAGUACUUUUGCAAACUGUACUCCAGAGUUUAUGAAGGAUUCAUGGUUUAAGAGUAUCUAUCUAUCCAACAUAUUCAUCAUCAUAGCAAUAGGUGGGAUUGGAAAUCUGUUGACCCUGCUAUCGGUUCCCUAUGUUUUUGUAAGGUAUCCUGUGACAAGAUAUAAGUUUCCCUGGUUACAGAAUCCAAUGACUAUUCUGAUCCUCCAUCUGUCCCUGUGUGAUUUCCUGUACUGUACCCUAGGCCUGCCCUUCAUCACCCUACCGACCCUGUACGGAUAUUUCCCAUACUCGAAGCGAGUUUGCCGAUUAACUUCACUGCUUCGCAAUCUGAACGCUUAUUCUGAGUUUCUCACAAUUGCAUGUAUAGCUUUGUUAAGGUUUAAAGGUUUGAUAAAGGAACGAUUUGCUUUACCUCAGACUGGAAAUGGAUUUGAGACCCCGCUACGAAUGAUUAUUCUCUGCUUGUUAAUCUGGAUUCUUUCCUUUGUCAUCAUUUCUCCACGAGUCUUUGGUGUCAAGGAGCCUGAUUUCGGAGGUUUUGGUUACAAUCCUGUUGGGCUGUGUAACGUAGUUCAUGGCACAAAAUAUUCACCGGCAGGGCUAGUCUUCUCUGUAGGAUUUGCUGUUCCCUACUGUAUUCUUGUGAAUCUGUCCUAUGUAGUUCUAGCCUGCGUGAUCAAACAACGAGCCAGAUCCAACUCUUUAGGUAGUCAGACAGCAGAUACUGAUAAAGUUACACAAAUGCUAAUUUUUCUUAGCGUCAGUUUUCUUGUGUUUUGUGGACCCCUGGCUCCAAUAAAAUGGGCCGGAGUAUAUAUAAAGGAUGAGGAUGUAAAAAACUACAUAACCCUGAUAUCCUACUCCUGGUACUGGUGGACUUAUACUGUACACUUUCUAGUUUACUCUCUUUGCCUGGAGGAUUUUCCCAAAAUAUAUUCACUUUUCCUCAACGAUUUGCUCAAGCCAAUGGCGCUACCUGAACAAGCGACUACAACCGAACCACAACCUCCAUUUCAACUUCAAAUCCACCCUCAAACACAACCCGCCACCCCUGAGGGUUUGGAGCUGACAGAAAAUAGAAACCAACCCAUUCAGAUCAAUAAUAUAUUUAUUUAUGAACAAACCCUAAAUACUAAAAAUGAUAGCUUUAAUAAUCUGUCAAGAAAACAAAAUGUGCUCAGAAGAAAUUCUGUUUAAAAAAGGACUAAACAUCCUUAGUACAUUAAAAUUAAAACUCGCAAAAGAAGAAAAUUUUGUAAAAAUGUUUAUUAUUUUAUUUCUAAACCCAGAAAGUCUUUGUCAACAUAAGUAUAAAUAUCAAAUCAAAUCAAAUAUUUGUCUGCAGUAUUAAUGAAUUAUAACAGUUAUUAACAAAACAUUAAUACAGGGUGUCCCAAAAAACAUGGGAAUUCAGUGACGAAUUCAAAAUCGUCUUUGUUAUGAAUUAGCAAUGUAA